This is a messenger RNA of Fragaria vesca subsp. vesca, 852 nucleotides long. RefSeq names its product probable pectinesterase/pectinesterase inhibitor 7-like. Gene Ontology annotation, molecular function: pectinesterase activity; pectinesterase inhibitor activity. The transcript is spliced from 2 exons. Gene Ontology annotation, biological process: cell wall modification. NCBI's taxonomy places the organism in Eukaryota, Viridiplantae, Streptophyta, Magnoliopsida, Rosales, Rosaceae. Bases 1 to 852 code for a protein of 283 amino acids. The record is from RefSeq and is a predicted model, not a curated record.
AUGUGGGCGGCUAUGGGACAAGACGAAAUUGGUUUUGUGGUGGCAAAAGAUGGAUCAGCAAACUUCACAACAAUUAGUGAUGCCAUCAAGGCUGCACCAAAUUAUAGCUCGAAGAGAAUCAACAUCAAGGUGAUGGCCGGAGUAUACAACGAGUAUAUCAUUGUUGGUAAAGAAAAAAGCAACUUGACUAUCAUUGGAGAGGGAAUUGACAAGACUGUCAUCUCAGGCAGUAGGAGCAAUGCAACCGGUUUUCGGACCCAUGAUUCUGCAACUGUUGAAGUACAAGGUUAUGGCUUUACAGCAAAAUAUCUCACAAUUGAAAACACUGCUGGUCCCGGGGAACAAGCAGUGUCACUUCUAAAUUUCAUAUUUGGCAACGCUCAGGUUGUUUUUCAAAGAAGUAAUGUGUAUGCUCGGAAACCGGUACAAGGACAGUUCAUAACAAUCACAGCUCAGGGCAAAGAGACUUCAAGUGAUACCUCUGGAACAGUUUUCCAAAACUGCACAUUUCGGGCAACCUCAGAGUUGAUUAACUCAGGUUUUCGAGUGGAUGCAUAUUUAGGAAGACCGUGGCAAGCUUACUCAACAACAAUUAUAAUGCAAAGUUUCCUAGAAAGCUUCAUAGAUCCAACUGGAUGGUUGGAUUGGGAUGGAAGAUCGAGUUCGGCCGGAUUAUUCUAUGCUGAAUAUGCUAAUCAAGGACCAGGAGCAAACACUACAAGUAGAGUUAAUUGGAAAGAGUAUAAGGUCUUGAAUAGCUCUGAGGCAUCCAACUUCACAAUUCGUUCCUUCAUCAUUGGAGACCAAUGGUUACCAUCAACUGGAGUUCCAUAUGAUCCAAACCUCAUAUAA